AUGGCUGAGCGCAGCCACAAGAAACCCAAGAGUGCGCAAGGCCAAAAAGCGGGGGCGCAAAGCGCCGAUCCCGCCGCCAGCAAGCCAACCGCGACCAAGCUCGAAGCGAUCAAGCCCGAAGCGUUAAAGCCCGAAGCGUCGGCUUCGCACCCACAGGCCGCUUCCCUCCCGGGUGUGGAGCGCAGUCCCUUUCGCAGUAUGAAAAACCCUGGCGCCAAAGGUCCUGGCGCCAAAGGUCAUGGGGCCAAAGGUCCUGGCGUCAAAAUUACUAGCGGCAAGAGCCCCCUGUUUUCCAUCACAAGUCACGGCACCACCAGCGACAAAGCGACAGCCGGGGGGAGUACCAUUGCGGCCUCCGGUCCUCUCGCGGCCUUGAGUCCAUCAGUGGUCAACCCAGGGUGUGCCAGCGGUCCGAAAGAACAGGACGCAACUGCCGACAUCCCCGAGAAGCGAGUGUUCGCGGAACGUGGAACCGUAGGCGACGCGGCAGUGGCGCUGACAAUGUGCACCUGCGUCGCCCUGCCCAUCCACUGCGGCCUUGGAGGUGGCGUCAUGGCGCUCUACUACAACAAGUACGACACUAGUCGCAAAGAAAAACGAUACCUGAUCUGUACUAGUAAAUUAUACCUUCUAUAGAAUACCAAUAAAUUGUGUAGAAACCAUCGACGAUGAUUGUCAGUGUAAGCGAAUAGCCGAACCCUUCUAUAAAAGCUAUUCACUUUAAUAAAAAAGAAAAAGAAAAUGAUGCGCUCGAAGCCGUUAACCAGCACAUCAGUAGCGGUGGCUAUAUAAGUCGAUGCACCAUACGUGUGUUGUCUCCAGCGAUGCGAGCACCGGCGUGGAAGGCGACUGCCACCCUCCUCUCCCGCAACCUCCACAGGAUCGAGGGGAGAAGAAGAGCAGGGCUGCCCUGCCUGAGCGCUAUCCAUCUUCAAACUAGAUCGGACGCCCUGAAGGUCUUGUGCCACAGCAGGUGCCCUUCGCAUGGACGCCUUUGUAUCGGUGAUGACAGGCCGGCCACAACCGACCACCAUGAAAACUGGCAAAUGAGGUUAAGAAACCUAUUCACAUUAAAUGCCAUUUGGACUGCGACAGAAGGCAAUA
Dermacentor andersoni is the source of this 1104-nucleotide messenger RNA. NCBI's taxonomy places the organism in Eukaryota, Metazoa, Arthropoda, Arachnida, Ixodida, Ixodidae. The record is from RefSeq and is a predicted model, not a curated record.